Myxocyprinus asiaticus (Chinese sucker) is the source of this 5314-nucleotide messenger RNA. RefSeq names its product VPS10 domain-containing receptor SorCS1. NCBI's taxonomy places the organism in Eukaryota, Metazoa, Chordata, Actinopteri, Cypriniformes, Catostomidae. Bases 671 to 4420 code for a protein of 1249 amino acids. The record is from RefSeq and is a predicted model, not a curated record. Gene Ontology annotation, molecular function: protein binding. Gene Ontology annotation, biological process: post-Golgi vesicle-mediated transport. Gene Ontology annotation, cellular component: membrane; Golgi apparatus. The transcript has 27 exons.
AUCAAUCUGCAAUUCGCCCAUCGAUCCAAAGGGUGGUGUGGAGAAUUUGAAUGGUCCCAAGACGUGCGAGAACAUCAAAUUAAUCUCGAGCUGAAAUUCGUAGAUUACGUAGAUCACUUAUCUCCGUUUUUAGUCUGGGGGGAAAUGCAGUUUUUAUUAAAGGAAUUCUAUUAGUAUCAUUCAACCUCAUCCACACUCACGUCAUACGUGUCACUCCAGCUAUUAACAGCCGAAUUACCACUGAUAAAAUUUACUCAAACUCUGAGUGACAUUCAUUUUCUGUGUGAGUGAAAAGUUCAGGGCGCUGCGACCUUUUUUUCCCCCGUAUCAACUGAGAAGCAAUUCAACGAACAUAAUCCUGUCUUUUAUUUUAAUGCAAAAUGCAUUGUUGGAAAAAUGCCCUGGGUGAUAAAAAUAUGAAUGUUGUGGCGCUGGAAAGAAUCGUCUCUUUAUGGUCUUGCUCUCCCCUGUAAUCCCCCGAACUCCUCCCCUUCUUUCGUGGAGAGCUUCAUUUGAUCAAAUCCUUCAACUUGGAGCGCUUCGCUGAGUCGCACUUUUCUCACAACAUCUCAACUGUGGCUGCGCUGCAACUUGUACGAGGACUUCUUCUUCCCCCAUCAAUAACUAACGCAAAAUAGACCAGACGGACUGUAUCCUGAAAUUAUCCGCGAUGGAGAGCGGGAUCAGAUAUUCCCGGGUUAAUGUCAGUGCGUUCUGCGCCCCGCUUGUGGUUCUACUAUUGCUCGCUUGGAUUCCGGUGACCAAAACAGUGAUAACUUGCAGGUCAUGUCAGCUGCUGGAUAAGUGGAGUGGUCGGGAAUUACUGGUGAGGAUGAACGGCGGUGUUCAGUCCGCAGCAGGGUCUGUGGGUAAAGUUAGUGACAAAAAUGGAGACGGGGCAACGGCGCUGUUUAAUUCGGCUGGUGCUGAAACUGGGCAGCGCGGCUGCAGCGCGAGUGGGAAACACUCUAAUCACUCUGUGCGAAAACGGAAUACCGACAAGGCAGCCGGUGGCAAAAUGCCAUCCGAUAAUAAAUGGGAGUCAUUGCGCAGUAAUGGCAACGUUUCCAAACCCAAACGGUCAGGUUCUGCCCCUGUAGAUCUUAAGCAUCGAGUUCGCAGAAGCGCCCAGGGACCCGUUAUGGCACCAGGCUCGCCCCAGAGUGAGCGCUUGCCGCCGGCUUUUGGGAACGGCACCGUGCGCGCAGCGCGUCGAGUCCCGCGCUCUGAGUUGAGGUUGAACAGGGAAGAGCGGAGAACGGCCACAUCGCGGCAGGAAGAGCUGAAACUUACCAGUUCUACCUUUGCACUGACAGGGGAUUCCGCUCACAACCAAGCCAUGGUGCACUGGUCCGGCCAAAACAGCAGCGUGAUCCUCAUGCUGACCAAACUGUAUGACUUCAACCUUGGCAGUGUCACCGAGAGCUCCUUAUGGAGGUCAACGGACUACGGAACUACUUAUGAGAAACUCAAUGAGAAGGUGGGCGUAAAAACCAUCCUCAGCUAUCUGUACGUCAGCCCCAACAACAAGCGCAAGAUCAUGUUGCUGACAGAUCCAGAGGUGGAGAGCAGUUUGCUCAUCAGCUCAGAUGAAGGCGCCACCUAUCAAAAAUAUCGCCUCAAUUUCUACAUUCUGAGUCUGUUGUUUCAUCCAGAGCAGGAAGACUGGAUCCUAGCUUAUAGCCAUGACCAGAAGCUGUACAGCUCUGUUGAGUUUGGCCGUCGAUGGCAGCUCGUUCACGAGCGGGUGGCGCCCAAUCGAUUCUACUGGUCUAAAAUGGGCCUUGAUAAAGAGCCAGGCAUGAUUCACCUUGAAACCAGCAUCUCAGAAAACCAGGCUCUUUAUGUCACAUGCAAGCUUCAGAACUGCACAGAUGCUAACAAGGGCAAACCAUUUCCCGGAUUCAUUGACCCAAACUCCCUAGUGGUCCAAGAUGAGUAUGUUUUUGUCCAGGUGUCAACCGGUGGUCGGCCAAUCUACUAUGUGUCAUCCAGGCGAGAUGUGUUUACACCCAUGAAGCUUCCCAAAUACACCCUGCCAAAGGAUCUCCAUGUGAUCAGUACAGAUGAGAACCGCAUCGUGGCGGCAGUUCAAGAGUGGAACCAGAAUGACACCUAUAACCUGUAUGUGUCCGAGGCUGGAGGCAUUUACUACACACUGGCUUUGGAGAACGUCAUGAGCAGUAUGGGUCCAGAGGGAAAUGUCAUGAUAGAUCUAUAUGAGGUGGCAGGGAUCAAAGGCAUGUUCCUGGCCAAUAAAAAGCUCAAUAAUGAGGUGAAGACAUAUAUAACCUAUAACAAAGGCAGAGACUGGAGGCUCCUACAGGCCCCCUCAAGUGAUCUCAGAGGGAAUAACAUCCAUUGCAUACUGCCAUACUGCUCCCUGCAUCUUCACCUACACGUAUCAGCAAACCCCUACACCUCUGGAAACAUAGCCAGCAGAGAGUCGGCCCCUGGAAUCAUAGUAGCUUCAGGUUCAAUAGGUGCGGAGUUAACAAGCAGUAACGUUAGCAUGUUCAUCACAUCCGACGCUGGAAACACAUGGCGCCAGAUAUUUGACGAAGAGUACAGUGUGCUGUAUUUGGACCAGGGUGGGGCUUUAGUGGCUAUUAGACACACCCCUCUUCCCAUCAGGCACAUCUGGUUGAGUUUUGAUGAGGGGAGGGUGUGGAACAAAUACAGUUUUACUUCAUCACCCCUGUUCGUAGAUGGAGUGUUGGGUGAACCAGGGGAGGAGACGCUUAUCAUGACGAUCUUCGGGCAUGUCAGUCACCGCUCAGAAUGGCAACUAGUAAAGAUAGACUUCAGGUCUAUCUUUAACAGAAGAUGCAUGGAGCCUGACUAUGUGCAAUGGGAUUUGCAUGACCAGGGUGAACGCUGCCUCAUGGGGGUAAAACGAGUCUAUCGAAAGCUGAAGCCCAUAGCAAGAUGUGUUAUGGGUAAAAGCCACUCCGUCACGAUGAUUUCACAGCCCUGUGACUGCACUGAAUCAGACUUUGAGUGUGAUUAUGGUUUCGAAAGACAGACUGAUGGCAAAUGCACUCCAGCAUUUUGGUUCCGUCCUUCCUCUAUGUCACGGAGCUGUGCCACAGAACACACUUUCCUCAACAGCACUGGGUAUAGAAAGGUGGUGUCUAAUAACUGCACAGGUGGGGUGAUGGAACAGUACACGGCCCGUAGGCAAGUGUGCCCUAGCAAGGCACCCCGCGGCCUUCACCUAUUGACCAGCGAAGGGAAGCUAACUGCUUUUCUUGCAAGCAACGUCACUUUCCUUAUCUUCCUGGAGGAGGGUGAUGGGUCAAAAACCAGCAUUACAGUGGAUUUUGGAGAUGGAAACGCCUUCACCUACUCCAACGUGAGUUCUUUAGAGGAUGGAAUUAAACACAUCUACAAGAACGUGGGAAUCUACCGGGUGUCAGCCACAGCAGAGAACAGUCUGGGCUCUGAAGCUGUGCUCCUCUUCCUUCACAUAACAUGUCAGUUGGAGUCUAUUCACCUUUCUGCCCCGUUUGUGGCAGUGCAAAAUAAAGAAGUCAAUUUGACUGUGGUCCUCUGGCCAAGCCAAGUUGGAACAGUCACUUAUAUUUGGUGGUUUGGAAAUAAUUCUGAGCCCGUCAUCACGCUCGAGGGGAGUGUGGCAUUCACGUUCUCUCGAGAGGGAAUCAAUGUUGUCACCGUACAGGUGUCUGCUGGGAAUAACAUUCUGCAAGACAGGAAAACCAUUGCUGUCCACGAAUACUUCAGAUCUCAUCUUCUUGCUUUUUCAUCCAAUAUGGAUGAUCACAACCCUGAUGUGGCCGAAUGGAGACUCGAUGUCAGUCAAGUCAUUAAAACCUCUAUGGUGCAGGCGACAGGAGUGAGUCCAGAACAGCUGUUGGUCACUGUUCUGCCUGGUCUGCCAACAGCGGCUGAGUUCUUCCUGUUACCAGACAAACAGCUGACAGAGGGGAAGCCAGAUAAAACAGCUACCCAUUUAGACCAGCUAUCAGAACUGGUGCUCAGUGCUCUGAAUCAGAAUCUAGUUCAGUUCACACUUAGACCUGGAGUCCAGAUCACAGUAUACACUGCCCAUUUAUCAGCAGCGCCUCUAGUGGACACAAGUGAGAACCACAGCGGCUCAGCUAUGCUUAUGCUCCUCUCUGUGGUUGUGGUGGGUUUGGCUGUGUUCCUCAUCUAUAAAUUCAAAAGGAAGAUCCCAGGCCUCCACGUCUAUGCAGCGAUGCAGGACGAAAAAGAACAAGAAAUGAUCCAGAGUCCAGUGUCUCCCACAGACAGCACACCCAGCUGCAGUUCUCAGAGAGAGCUGCUCACUUCACUGGAACCUCUGGACACAGAGCCCAAUACUCAGACCAUCGAAUGCAUCAAACCUCAUCCACGUGUCAAAUUCUCAUCGGAUCUUCCUACAUACAUCGACGUUUGAACUCUGGACUCCGUCAUGUCGAAAACUUGCGGACACAAAGGUUUCAAGCUUUAUUCAGUACUUGUGCAUGUUGGACAUUAACUUUACUGUGCUCUGUGAAUACUAGAACAAACUUUGUACAGGUUUUUUACACAUUCAUGUAUUCAAAAUGAGAACAGUUUUUGAAGCCGUUAAUUUAUAAAGAUUGCCAGUGUGUACAGAGUUAGAGUGAAAGACCAGCAUGUCCUAGAGUGGAAUCAGAAAAUUAUUCUUGUUUUCUCUUAGGUGUCUUUUUUAUUUGUAUUUCUAACAGUGGUCAUACAGUAUUAAUGAGAGUAACAUAUUGAUGUGUGACUUUUUGGGAGUGUUUUAAUAUCAAACUGCAAAAUGAUUAAUGAUAAUGAUAAACCUUGUCUGGGUUUUAUUUUGUAAAACUGCAAUGGGGUUAAAAGGUCGGAGUCCACUUGUGAACUUGUGGAGUUCAUGCCAGCUCGAGUGUAUGCUGUCAUGCUGUCACUUAACAUGUACUUUAUUGCAAAUUAUGGUUUUACCACUAAUUUUCGUGACUUUAUUUAUGAAACAGGGUUAAAGUUCAAGCUUGUUUAUUUUGUUUUGAUUCUCUGCAACAUCUGAGCACUCUAGUUGAUUUUCUUAGUCAAAUCAAUUCUUCAUACAUUGUUAUUAACAAUUAACUUCUUGGUUUACCGAUUUGUAUCAAGACAUGCUUUGUAAACAUUAAGCAUUAUGUUCUCAAGACACUAUGUCCAAGCAAAUAAUGAUUAUAAUAUUAAUAUUUAUAUAAUAUUAAUGGUAACACUUUAUUAUAAGGUUGUAUCCAUCAACAUUUGUUAAUGCUGUAACAAAAUAAUAAAUAAUACAUUUACAAUAUUGGUUAAUGUUAAUUUGUACAUACAC